CGGUCGGGGAGGGUAGAGCUGUAGAGUGUCUCCUCCAGGUGUCUGGGGAGGGCGGCGUGCUGGCGACCCCCUUGGCACGUCUCCCAACCAGGGUAGGCGCGCUCGCGUCCGCUCCCAGCGGAGGUCACUUGGCCGUGUCGGUCCCUCCCGCCGUCCCGCCCUCUCCCGCCGCCGCCGCUCCCAGCCCAGCCCCCCCAGUCUCGACGCUCGGGAGCGACAAGCCGCCAGCGCCCCCGCCCCGCCGCCGCUGCAGCGCCCUCCGGCCGCCAUUCGCCACCGAAACUUUCCAGCGCCCGCUCUUCUCGGGGACUCGGUGGCGGGCCGGGGGCGGCGCGCGGCUGCUCCGGGGCGCCUGGCCCUCGUUGGCCUCUGCGCGGCCAGGGCUUGGUGACGGUGAACCCGCCAGUACGCACAGAGCGCGGCCACAAGUUGCACGGCUCGCGACGAGGUAAUUGAAGAUAGACAAGAAGUCUGAAAGAAAAGGAUUUGCCUGCGUUUACUUCUGAGAAUCUUACUUUAUCUUCUAUGAGGCCCCCUGCCCCAGAGCCAGCUACAAUUUAAGGAAGAUAGGGGACUACUGACAAGGGUGGUCCUGGUCUUUGUGGGUACCUCUCAAGGUCCAUGAUUGGAUGCUGGGUGGCCUAUUGCUUCAGAGAUCUACACAUGCACUCACUGUGACGAUAUUAUCAGUCUUGGGGCUGGGGAGAUGGCUCAGAUGGUAAAGUGCCUGUCAGCCUCCUGAUUUGCCAGUCGUGGGGGACAGAAAUCUGUGUUUAGAAGAGAAGAUUUUAAGAAAAUCUUGCUGCUUGGCUUGUGCACAUCCUCCACUAGUGUGAAGUGGACUUCCUUAGCAGAUGUCUGCUCUUACCAGGAACAGAAACUUCUGCAACCUUAAAGUCUUGAAAAGAAGACAGACAAACAAAAACAAGGGUGGCUCCCACUUGAUAGAGACGAAGACCUCAUCGCCGCAAGGUGAGGCUAAGAUGAGCAUUACCAGCGACGAGGUGAACUUUCUGGUAUAUCGCUACCUCCAGGAAUCAGGUUUUUCCCACUCCGCCUUCACGUUUGGGAUUGAAAGCCACAUUAGCCAGUCCAACAUCAAUGGGACACUAGUGCCGCCGGCUGCCCUCAUCUCCAUUCUUCAGAAGGGACUGCAGUAUGUGGAGGCGGAGAUCAGUAUCAAUGAGGAUGGCACGGUAUUUGAUGGGCGUCCCAUUGAGUCCCUAUCGUUGAUUGAUGCUGUGAUGCCUGAUGUGGUACAGACAAGACAGCAAGCCUUUCGGGAGAAGCUCGCUCAGCAGCAAGCCAGUGCAGCGGCUGCAGCGGCGGCGGCUGCCGCAGCCACAGCCACAACCACAGCAGCCACAACACCAGCAGCUGCUGCCCAGCAGAACCCACCAAAGAAUGGAGAAGCCACCGUGAAUGGGGAAGAGAAUGGAGCCCAUGCAAUAAAUAAUCAUUCAAAACCAAUGGAAAUAGAUGGGGAGGUUGAAAUUCCAUCAAGCAAAGCGACGGUCCUUCGAGGCCAUGAGUCUGAGGUGUUCAUUUGUGCCUGGAAUCCUGUUAGUGACCUACUUGCUUCUGGAUCUGGAGACUCCACUGCAAGGAUAUGGAACCUUAAUGAGAACAGCAACGGGGGCUCCACACAGCUCGUGCUAAGGCACUGUAUACGCGAAGGUGGACAUGACGUUCCCAGUAAUAAGGAUGUCACCUCACUGGACUGGAACAGUGAUGGGACACUGUUGGCGACAGGUUCCUAUGAUGGUUUUGCAAGAAUAUGGACAGAAGAUGGUAACCUAGCCAGCACCUUAGGUCAGCAUAAAGGCCCCAUCUUUGCCUUGAAGUGGAACAAAAAGGGGAAUUAUAUUUUGAGUGCUGGUGUAGAUAAGACAACAAUAAUUUGGGAUGCUCACACAGGAGAAGCCAAACAACAGUUUCCUUUUCAUUCAGCACCUGCCUUGGAUGUGGACUGGCAAAACAACACUACCUUUGCCUCAUGCAGCACAGACAUGUGCAUUCAUGUGUGCAGGCUUAGCUGUGACCGCCCAGUCAAAACCUUCCAAGGACAUACAAAUGAGGUCAAUGCUAUCAAAUGGGAUCCUUCUGGAAUGUUGCUAGCCUCCUGCUCUGAUGACAUGACAUUAAAGAUCUGGAGUAUGAAGCAGGAUAUAUGUGUCCAUGACCUCCAAGCUCACAGCAAAGAGAUAUAUACCAUCAAGUGGAGUCCCACAGGACCAGCCACCAGCAACCCGAACUCUAACAUCAUGUUAGCAAGUGCUUCAUUUGAUUCUACGGUUCGACUGUGGGAUGUGGAGCGAGGUGUUUGCAUCCACACACUGACCAAGCAUCAGGAGCCCGUCUACAGUGUGGCGUUCAGCCCUGAUGGGAAAUAUUUGGCCAGUGGAUCCUUUGACAAGUGUGUCCAUAUCUGGAAUACUCAGAGUGGAGGUCUCGUCCACAGCUACCGAGGCACAGGCGGCAUAUUUGAGGUGUGCUGGAAUGCUCGAGGAGACAAAGUGGGUGCCAGUGCUUCGGAUGGCUCUGUCUGUGUUUUAGAUCUCCGAAAGUAAACACAAAAUGUAGAAAACCAUUCUAAUGGACCAGCAGUGAAUGUGUGGGAUUGCAGCAUCCUUCCUAUGAUGGGCUCUAAACUGUGUGAACUUGACUUGUUCGAGUCUACUUGGAAAUCACCUGUCCCUGGCCACAGGAUUCUCCCCCACCCCACCCCACCCC
Messenger RNA from Chionomys nivalis (European snow vole), 2733 nucleotides. RefSeq names its product F-box-like/WD repeat-containing protein TBL1X. The record is from RefSeq and is a predicted model, not a curated record. Bases 855 to 2570 code for a protein of 571 amino acids. Gene Ontology annotation, molecular function: transcription corepressor activity; protein binding. Gene Ontology annotation, cellular component: histone deacetylase complex. The transcript has 21 exons. Lineage: Eukaryota; Metazoa; Chordata; Mammalia; Rodentia; Cricetidae. Gene Ontology annotation, biological process: regulation of transcription by RNA polymerase II.